GUGUGUGUGUGUGUGUCAACACGAAACAUGUGCAUGAACACGGAAGUGAACUUAUUGUAUUCAACAGAUAUAAAUGUAUAAAAUUAAUAUUACAUUUCGGUUCUGUAAGUGUUAGUUUAAUAGAAUGCGCGAGCCCGUUUAUUGUUUGAGCGUCACAGAAACGUCACGUCCAUCAAGAAAUACGCGCCUAAAAUCCUGCAUUGUAGUGCAGGGCUUGUCUGGACAUGAGAUGUGAUCCACGGUGAUGGAAAGAUGAAGCCGGCGCUGGCAGAUUCACCGCUCUGUCAAUGUUCUCACUAUAUGUGGUUUGUAGGAGGAGCUGAAAGAAAGAAAAGAGAGAAUAAAUGGAGAUGGAGGAGAAUAAACAGGAGGAGGAGAAAGUGAAGCUGGUGAUGAUGAUGGAGACUGGGAAUGUCAUUGGGAAACUGAGGGAAUUACAGGAAAGUCCACAAUUAGGACUCUCUUUUUCCUCUGACCGUACGGACACCUGGGCUUCGUCCAUCUCGUCGUCCUCUUCCUCCUCUUUUCCCUGCCUCUCUCCUCCUCUUCCUCCGUCGGUGGGUCUGGAUGGUGUGUUGGCCGAGGGGCGGCUGGUUCUGGACGUGUACCGGGCCGGAGGAGCGGUUCUGCCCGUGUUCUGGGAGUGUGUUCAGGAGCAGAUGAGAGGCCUGCAGUACCUCAGACUGGGCUCAGAGGAUCAGGGGGCGCUAGAGAGUUCACUGCGGGUUCUGCCCCGACUCACAAAGCUGCGCUCACUGGCUAUCAGAGGACACCGUUUCCACGAUCCUCAGGCUGAGCCUCUCCCAGGCCUCCUCUCCUCUCUCCCCGACUCGUUCUCCGCUCUGUCUCUCCUCACACACCUGGAUCUCUCCUUCAACCGGCUCUCCUCUCUUCCUCCCUGUAUUCUGUCUCUCUCUCGUCUCUCCGAGCUCCUGCUGUGCCACAAUCUCCUGUCGGGUCUGCCGGAGGGCGUGGGGGCGCUGGCGUCCCUGCGGCGAGUGAGUCUGCUGGGGAACAGGCUGGUGGGUCUCCCCCCGGGUCUGGGUCUCCUCUGCGGGCUGGAGGAGCUCGACGUGUCCUUCAACCUCCUGGAGACUCUUCCAGAAGAACUGGGACACCUGCAGGCCUUACAAACACUGGAGCUGUCCAACAACAGACUGAGAGCGCUGCCGGA
Messenger RNA from Pimephales promelas (fathead minnow), 1174 nucleotides. Lineage: Eukaryota; Metazoa; Chordata; Actinopteri; Cypriniformes; Leuciscidae. The record is from RefSeq and is a predicted model, not a curated record.